GUCCUGACCGCAUCCUCAGAGACUUUCAGCUGAUGCUGGGGAAAAAGCCACCAUACGUUUUUAUCAUUCUCUGGAGAUUUGUCACACCAGUAACGCUCACUGUGGUUUUAAUUUUUACGCUCUUGACGUACAAGCCUCCAAAAAUCGAGGACUUUGAGUACAGUAAACCUCUGCAGGGUUUCGGAUGGUGUGUGGCUCUGACAUCUUUUGUUCCCAUUCCACUUUGGGCUACUUACAAGCUGAUCACUGCGCAGGGUACUUUAACAGAGCGUCUGACGAGCACGUGCACACCGUCCAGUCAGUGGAAACCUGCAGAUCAAAGUCUCAGAGAAAAGUACGCCAUGGAAACCAAACAUGAGACUCCAUGUAACGUCCGACUGCCUUGCUCAAGAGUCUAGAGUGUGUGGAUGUUGACUUGAUCUUAUCCCGACAGAUUGUAUAGGAGAACACGCUCAAGUGCCGAUACACACUUGUCAAAGGGAACUAAUCGGUAUAUUAUUUUAAGAUGAGAUCGGGUCGAGUUGAGAAUUGAUAUUGGUCUGUGUACAUCAUAUUGAAAAAGACCUUGUCUUAUUUUUAUUUUUUUAUUUUUUUAUUUG
Aplysia californica (California sea hare) is the source of this 599-nucleotide messenger RNA. RefSeq names its product sodium- and chloride-dependent glycine transporter 1. Gene Ontology annotation, molecular function: L-amino acid transmembrane transporter activity. Gene Ontology annotation, biological process: sodium ion transmembrane transport. Gene Ontology annotation, cellular component: membrane. The record is from RefSeq and is a predicted model, not a curated record. NCBI's taxonomy places the organism in Eukaryota, Metazoa, Mollusca, Gastropoda, Aplysiida, Aplysiidae.